Messenger RNA from Kickxella alabastrina, 1080 nucleotides. RefSeq names its product ethanolamine-phosphate cytidylyltransferase-like protein. The record is from RefSeq and is a predicted model, not a curated record. Lineage: Eukaryota; Fungi; Kickxellomycota; Kickxellomycetes; Kickxellales; Kickxellaceae. The transcript is spliced from 5 exons. Gene Ontology annotation, molecular function: ethanolamine-phosphate cytidylyltransferase activity. Gene Ontology annotation, cellular component: cytoplasm. Gene Ontology annotation, biological process: phosphatidylethanolamine biosynthetic process. The coding region runs from base 1 to 1080 and encodes 359 amino acids.
AUGGCAGAGCGCAAUUCGAACGCCACCAGCGCUGGCGGCAAACCAAUUCGGGUCUGGGUCGAUGGGUGCUUUGACAUGAUGCAUUUCGGCCACGCAAACGCUUUGCGCCAGGCAAGGGCAAUGUGCGACUAUCUCGUUGUCGGUGUGCACUCGGACGUCGAAAUCGAAAAGAACAAGGGCCCGUGCGUCAUGAGGGAGGACGAGCGGUACGCUGCCGUUGCCGCCUGCAAGUGGGUGGACGAGGUGCUGGACAAAUACAACAUUGAUUUUGUUGUCCACGGCGACGACAUCACCACUGCGGCUGAUGGAACCGACUGUUACCAGAUUGUUAAGGAUGCCGGGCGGUACAAGGAGUGCAAGCGCACUGUUGGCGUAUCGACCACCGAGCUCGUUGGUCGAAUGCUUCUUCUUACGCGCGACCACCACAUCCGCGGCAGCCGGAGCAUCAAAUCACCCACCCAGGGCGUUGACGAGACCGUGAUGACCAACUUCACGCAGGGUUCUUUGCCGGCCGGCGCGCUGACGGGCAUUGCGCACUACCUCUCUACCUCCAAGAAGAUUAUCCAGUUCUCUUCGGGCAACGAGCCCAAGGCUGGGGACAGAGUGGUCUAUUUUUUCAAGCGCGCGCGCGAGCAGGGCGACUAUCUUCUCGUUGGCAUCCACGAUGACCAGACUGUCAACUCAGUCAAGGGCGGAAAUUUCCCGGUCAUGAACCUCCAGGAGCGCGUUCUGGGCGUCCUGCAGUGUCGGUACGUCGAUGAGGUGAUCAUCGGCGCUCCCUUCAGCGUCACCAAGGACGUGCUCGAGGAUGUCUACCACGUCGAUGUUGUUGUGCACGGUGCCAGCGACCAGCCCCUUGAUAUUGACGGCAGAGAUCCUUACGAGCUCCCCAAGAAGCUGGGCAUCUACAAGGAGGUCGACCACCCGUGCCUGAACCUGACCACUACCACGAUUAUCGAGCGCAUCAUUGCCAACCGUCAUGUAUACAUUGAGCGUCAGGCACGCAAGGCAAAGAAGGCAAUCGCUGAAGCCGAGGCGGAACAGCGCGAAAAGGAGGUCAACGCCGCCCUGCACAGAUAG